AACGAAGCAGUCGAGUCUGACCGUGGAACUACAAUCAAAACUGGGACGGAAGUGAUGUAAUGAAAGGUCACAGUUCAUUUUGUGUCAACACAUGUGCGUCCCCGUUAGCCACGCGUUUCGAGGUAGAAAAGUGUUCAUUUCAGUGGUUUGCGAGAACUUAUAAACAUAAAAAUGCCAAGAGACAUAUCAUCUUCAUCGAGCGAAGACGAAGCGGACACUCCUGCUACAAAAGCACCUGUAAAGCAAAAAGAACCCGAUAAGAAGACUUCCAGGCACCAGUGUCCUGCUGACUUUGUGUCUUUCUGCCAUAAGCCCUGCAGCAGCACUGUAACAGAGAGUCUGAAGAACAACAAGAAUGAGUUAUGGCUCAUUAAAACUCCUGCCAGCUUUAAUCCAGAAUGUUUCAGUGGCAUCAAGGUUCCCCUCUCAGGUCUCCAGACCCUGAAAGUUUCCCCUGCUGCAGGUGGAGCCAAGGCCAGGAGUGGCCAGCAGAUCUACAGCAUCCUAGCGUCCUCCCAUGGUACAUCAGAGCUCCGCUUGCUCACCAGCGAUAAGCAGUCGUCAGAUGGCGUCGUUUUUGGUCCUACUUUUUCAGGUCUGCUAAAUGUGUGUGAGAGCUACGGAGACAGCAGUGCCAACCAGGCCCCUCAGGUCAUCCCUGCUGCUCCAGCACCGUCCGUACCACUGGGGCUGAAACAGCGAUUCCACCCCUUUGGCAGUAAGACCCCCACGAUGACUUGCGAGGCAGAGAACGAGUUGGAUGGAGCUGCUUUCGGGCCCUCGUCUACAACCCGUCGCCCCCUGGUUGUCAAACGAUUCAUAGAAGAAGCAGAGCACGAGGAAGAGGAAGGGAGGAAAAAGAAGAAAAAGAAAAAGAAAGAAAAGCGAGUAAAGACAGAGCGAGAGGAGGUGGAGGAGGGGGUAAGAGUGAAAGAGGAACCUGCAGCUGAAAUUCAGGACGAAGUGAAGAUGGAACUCUCCUUCCAGGAGGGCGAUAUUUCAGAGCAGAAGAGGAAGAAAAAGAAGAAAAAGAAGGACAGUGAGCGAGAGGAGGUGGAGGAGGGAGUGGAGCCCAGUGUGAGGGUGAAGGUGGAGGAGGUAAAUGUGAAAUGUGAACCAAUAGACUCUGCAUAUGGUGACGUAGUGGAAGUUUUGGGAAAGAAAAAGAAAAAAAAGAAGAAAAACAAAACGGAUGACAGCUAGUUUGUUGCCAUGUUGUUUGGUGUUUUAGUUUUCUUUAUUUGUUUACUUUUGACUUUGUGUACUCACCUGGGAGCCAAUUUACAACUAAUUCACUCCGUCUUAUUGAUAGAUUGCACAACGCAAGACUUGUUUUGGCAGGACAUUGUCUUUUGAAAAAAAGAACACAUCCUGAAUCAACUGAAUAGUGACACAAAUUAUAAAGUGGAUUCAUCCCAGUGGCUUUUAAGGCCAAUGUUCCAUCGUUCUGAGCUCAGAAAGUUACACACAAAGAAUGUGUGAGGACAUGAGGACAUGGAUAAUAAGAGUGUACAUGGGGGGAAUUUCUGCCAGUGUCUGUCAACUUGUGGUAGAUGUAAUGGGAUUAUGCUCACACUGUGUUGCUGUGUUUGUGUACAUAUUUACAUAACUCAGCUAGUAACUUCAUUGGUUUGGCAGCAGGUUCAGAAAAGCAGAGCUGAUAUAAAGAGUUUUUUUUUCUCUUUUAAGGAUCUGAGUCACAUGCAUUGGAGAAACUGUGUGUGUGUGUGUGUGUGUGCGUGCAGGAGAACACAUUAGAAACUUCAAAAGUGAAUAAAUGAAAUAAAAAUGAAAAAAACAUGGUGUUUUUGUCCUGCAGUCGGCUCUUGGAAGUGUUCGAGUACAACACAGCAUUUUCCCUUUAUGCCUUGUUAGCACAGUGACUUCAUCCAGAAGGAAUGAAACUCGAACUCAUGUUGUUACUCAGACUGUGGCUUUUUUUAUUGUGCAACAACAAGAAAGUGCCCAAUUUACAGAUCGGUAGUUUUCUAAUAAUCUGACAAAAAAGUUUUCUGAAGAAGUUGUGUCAUCAAGAAGGACAAAAGUUUGUAUGAGAUAAAGUAGAGUCUGCUCUAUGUUGAAACAUUCGCGAUUGUAAAAUUGUUUUAUGGAUGAGCAGCGAUAGGAGUUUUGCAGCACGCUGUAGAUUAGGCUCUGCCCUGUGUCUCAAAGUUACGCGUUCAGAUUUAUGUGGCUUUUUAGUAAAAUAGUCACAUGAUUAAUUUCUGAUGCAAUGAAGGUUUCUCCUUGAACACAGCU
Messenger RNA from Toxotes jaculatrix (banded archerfish), 2259 nucleotides. RefSeq names its product RNA polymerase I subunit G (gene polr1g). Lineage: Eukaryota; Metazoa; Chordata; Actinopteri; Toxotidae. The transcript is spliced from 3 exons. Gene Ontology annotation, biological process: transcription by RNA polymerase I. The coding region runs from base 172 to 1203 and encodes 343 amino acids. The record is from RefSeq and is a predicted model, not a curated record.